AUGGUGUGGCUGAAGCCGGUCUCCCAUGGUGUCGAACUUGAUCGACAAGUACCAAGGCAUGCAGGUCAGAAACGAAAGUCUUGCGAAGAGAAGAAGGAUGUGCUUCGCUGUGCUGUCUGUCUCUUAGAGUUUGAGCUGCUCCCGAAUGAACCGGCCGGCCGGACCAACCCGCUGAAGACGAGGCUGAGGCUCCAGUCCGCCUUCCCUGAAUAUGCCCCACAGCGUCUCGGUCGCGUACAGUCGGCCCCUGUAACUUCCGCGUCCCGCGACGACUUGACAUGGAAAUGUGUUGAUUCGACAUCUGGCAAGAAAUGCGACAAUCAACAACUAGCAAUGCCGACAUCAUCACAACCUCCAGUCGCGGCUGAAGCUGGAGUCCGGAAUGAUGAGAAGACUGGAGGUACGAUAUCAGACGAGGCGCCUGCCAAUGCAGUGAGCAUCGCGUCGAACAAGGAACCGCCCCCUGAAUCCGCAGAGAGCAUAAGGCUACGGACCUGGGUCAUCUUGUCGUUCUGGGCUACAAUUAUCUUUGUUGGUGUGCCAAUAUGGUGGAUGACGACGACGAUACACAGGGAGAAUCUGCCGCUAGAUCAGAUGAUGGACUGGGCUGAUGGGAGGGCAUGUCGACCAGUCUUCCCAUUAAGGAUAUCAAUUGAGGCAGAUUCUCUACAGGAUCAUGAAGCUCAACAUCUUCUGCGAACUACACAACAUGCGCUGGACGAUUUGAAUGAUUUCUCGGCGCAUCAUCUGCGACUUCAACUAUCCCCACCCGCGAACAAUUCUGUAGAGACGACAGGAGUGUCCAAGGGAACAGAUGAGGAAGUGGCAUUGACUAUUCGACUUCUUCCAGGUGCAAGUACAGAGGCAGAUCUACAAUCUUAUGCUCCCAUCCUCGAUAUACAAUAUACCCCGAAUCAGAUCCCGUCCAGCUCUUCAUCUUCUUCCUCACUAGGAAAUUAUAUUGCCAAUACCCUCAGAGGGCUUUUCGCCGAGGAGCAAGCAAUGAUCGCAUACCUUCUCUCCACAAGUUCUGCUCCACCAGAGCGAAGUCCCAAGGCAUUGGCUCCGGAAGUAGCAGAGUCUCUGGCAAAGUGGACAACCAGAUCCAUGAAGUACUCACGAACCUACCAUCUCACAUUCUCGCUCUUCACCCCUACCGCAGUCCCUUCGUCAUGGGAUAUCGAAGCAGCACUGGAAGAACACAUGAAACCCUUGCUAGAAAGCUUCUCCGCAAUCAGUAACUUCACAAUCGACACUCAAGUCCAGCUCUACGCAACACCCGGCGUAAGCGGCAAUGUCCUCAAGAAAGAAGAUCUCAGCGGCUUCAUCAACGCAGCCGAAUGGCCUCUAAGCCCUAGCAUCGGCGGCGCCCCAACAGUAAACUUCAUCGUCUACAUAGGCGACAUGGAAGUCGAAGGUGGAGGCAAGAGUUGGCUAAUCCCGCAAUGGGGCGGCGUAGUCAUCCAAUCCGACAUCUCAGAUCUCCGACCAGCGAUGCUCAUCUUUUCCAACCAACUCAUGUCCCUUCUCGGAGCCCCAGAAACAGGCUCCCUCCCUCUUCGCCUCAUGACGCUCGUCCGCGUCCGUAGCGCUGGUCUCCUCCUCAAAGCUAGCGGCACUAUGGGCAGUCUCGCACGUCUCACGCUCGCAUUACCCAGUAUCAGUAUUCCUCGCAGCGUAGCAGACGGUGUAUACACCACCAUCGAGCAUCUACGCAAAGCAUGUGAUGGACUUGGUGGGAAGGAAGGGUUGGAGAAUGCCAGGAUUGCGGAAGAAGCUGCUGAGAAGGCAUUCUUUGAGAAGAGUAUGGUCGGGCAGGUGUAUUUCCCUGACGAGCAUAAAGUGGCUGUUUAUAUGCCGCUCCUGGGACCCAUUGCUGUCCCCCUGGUGAUGGGUGCUAUGAAGGAUAUUAAGGCGUGGAAUAAACGGAGGAGAGGUGUAAGGUGAUAUCCAGAGAGAAAUGAAAUCUACAUUUGGCAUCUUUUUGUAUCUGUUUUUGCGUGAGUUUUGGCUUGUUCCUGUCUACGUCACUAUUGCUGCCGGGCCAGGACUAUGGGAG
Messenger RNA from Cadophora gregata, 2059 nucleotides. It is a transcript of the gene GPI17, whose product is annotated as GPI transamidase component. The record is from RefSeq and is a predicted model, not a curated record. The transcript has 2 exons. The coding region runs from base 1 to 1947 and encodes 648 amino acids. Lineage: Eukaryota; Fungi; Ascomycota; Leotiomycetes; Helotiales; Ploettnerulaceae. Gene Ontology annotation, biological process: attachment of GPI anchor to protein. Gene Ontology annotation, cellular component: GPI-anchor transamidase complex.